CCAUGAAAACCAGCAUCACUAUUGCUCUCUUUCUUUGCUGGAUCUGGACACCCCAGAGGAUGACAACUGGCAGGAUGGUAAGGGCGAUGUCGGUGAUGAUAUCAAUGACUCCAGCGGCAUAGUACAGCGCAGACUGGUUUCGGCAGACGCCAGAGGAGUUGUUCCAUGGCUGUGGCAAGGAGCACUGGAAUGCAAACCCGAAGACGGUCCCAACUCCCCAUGUAGCAAUAAGGCAUAGGAUGAUCCUUCCGACCCUGAUGGUGGCCACGUUUGGCGUCAAUCUUAUGAUGAAAAGGAGCAGCGACAUUUUGGCCAGGACGAUGGUUAUGAUAAAUAGAAUCUGAUAUGUGUAGUUAUAUUUGUUGCACAUGUCUAUCUCGUCGUCGAGUAGGCUGGCUUCGUGGCGUCCAAGACCAGCCAGGGCUGCUUUAUGAAGUAUGCCGCAUUGUAUCAGCCCAAACGCCUGUGGUAUUGUCAGUUUGGUAUGGGGAGGCAGAUGUACGUAGAGGGCCUCCUUACACCAGCAGCUGCCAUCAGGUUAUCAUCGAGGCUCCAUGAUCUGAUGGAUAGCUUCCUGAGCAGGCUGACGAUGACUGUUAUAACCAUAAAACACAUCAUCGUCCAGUUUGCUAUAACCACAUAUCCACCAUGAUCGGUAUCGCUAAUCACCCAAUGCGGAGGUGACAAUGCCGCCAGCGGGUUUGGAUCUGACUCGGCUCUCAUCUUGAGAACGAAUUAACAAUUAAGCAUACACGGUUAAAUUUUCCAGAUGCCUCAGUGAAGAAUAAUUAUCAAUAUCAGAGGGGUCGGCGACCACGCCAGUCACUCCCCUCGCCCCUGACCGCCCACUCUGGGAUUCCGCAUGUGCUGGGUAUUAUAGGGCACCCUUGUCCGCUGCAACCACCCACUCCCAUGCGACAUGGCAUGAUUUCUUUUGGCGCGCUGUGAAUCUGAUAGCGGUGAAUAAAAGGUCCCUGGUUCGAGCGCUCGGUGUAAUGAGCCAGUUGUGACAAAUUAUCCAAAUAGAAAAAGUACUGAUCACUUCUAGGAGUGCUUCUCGAUCACACCCGGCGGCCCUCUGCACCUGUGCUACUGGGCAGGAUGCACAAUGUAACGGGGCAGGGCACUCUGGUGCCUGUUCUAUCGUGUUUUGUCUCGAAUGCCGGCUCCCCGCGUGCCGAAUUUUGCCCGCUCAAGCUCUCAUCUUCAAAUAUCCCCCCAAGGGAGCCUCUUUCCCAUGGCACCUCAAGCAUAUGAGUGUUUGAGGCCAUCUACUAUUUCAAAGACAUCGACGUCUCUAUAUCUCAAGCAUGACCAUGGAAUUCGAGAUGACGGGGCGCCGGCCCAGCAAGAACGGUUCGGGCGAGGUCAGGCACGAUGAUGAGGAGUACUCUUACGGCAGCCGUGACCGAGCUGUUCUCGCAAACUUGGGGAAGAGGCAGGCAUUAAAGCGGAGCUUUGGCUUCAUAUCCAUGGUGGGGUUCUCAAGCACAUUGAUGGCUACAUGGGAACCAUUAUCAGCCUUACUGCAAGGAGGACUUCUCAAUGGUGGUCCAGUAUCGCUGGUAUAUGGCUUCAUCCUCUGUUUCUUCGGUACGCUUGCGACUUGUGCGUCACUGGGUGAGAUGGCAUCAAUGAGUCCAACAUCUGGAGGGCAAUACCACUGGGUUGCGCAGCUGGCACCGCGCAAGUACUCCAUAUUGUUGGGGUGGUACACUGGAUGGGCCUCAGUCCUUGCAUGGCUAGCUGCUACGGCGGCACCAGCCUUUCUCGGCGGGACUUUGAUUCAGGGUCUCCUAGUCCUAAACCACGACACAUAUGUAUUCGAGCGAUGGCAUGGAACUCUGCUCUAUACUGCGAUUAUCACCUCAGCAGUCCUCGUGAACAUCUUUGGCAUCAAAAUCCUACCUCAUUUAGAAAGCGCCAUUCUCUUGAUACACAUCGGACUCUGGUUUCUCCUUUUAAUCCCGAUGGUAUGUCUUGCACCUCAACAUUCAGCUGAGUGGGUCUUCACGGAUUUUGAGAACCAAGGGGGUUGGAGUAGCGAUGGCGUGUCUUGGUGUGUUGGCCUUCUCACAAGCGCCUUCCCAUUUACUGGCUUUGACGGUGCGUGGCACAUGAGCGAGGAAAUUGAAAACGCAACAACCGUCGUUCCCCGCGCCAUGAUCACAAGUAUUGUCCUCAAUGGCUUUCUCGGCUUCGGUUUCCUGAUUGCCCUCCUAUUCAGCAUGGGGGACACCAACGCCGCCCUUUCAACCCCCACGAGAUACCCAAUUAUCGAAAUAUUCUACUCCGCGACGAGUUCAAAGUUGGCCGCAACCCUAAUGGUCUCAGGCAUUGUCCUAUCGGCCGUAACAUCCACCUGGGGUCUGCUCUCCGCCGCGUCGCGUAUGACUUGGGCAUUCUGCCGAGACAACGGACUACCUUACUCGCCCUACUUUGCACACGUCCACAGCACCCGCCACAUCCCCGUCCGCUCUAUCCUUCUUACUACCGCCACCCUACUCGUCCUUGGCCUGAUUAAUAUCGCCUCUGCGGCUGCAUUCUAUGCCGUUACCGGCCUUGCAACCGUGGCCUUGUACUCCACCUACAUAGUCCCAAUUGCACUUCUCGUGCUACGUCGGCUCUCAGGGGAUGAAAUCCCCUUUGGCCCCUGGCACCUCGGGAGAUGGGGUAUGCCCCUUAACAUGUUCUCUUUACUGUACACGUUGUUCGUGUCAAUCUGGAUGUUCUUUCCCGCGUUUGUUCCGGUGACGGCUAUGAAUAUGAAUUAUACGAGUGUUGUGUACGGAGGAACAUUUAUUUUCAGUGCGGUGGCGUGGUAUACUUAUGGCAAGACGACGUAUCUGGGGCCGAUUAAGGAGGUGAGGGAGUAGGCAAGUUGUGUGUGUAACCUAUAUUUGGAUGCGGGAAUAGAUAUCAAUCAUGGCG
Messenger RNA from Pseudogymnoascus destructans, 2931 nucleotides. RefSeq lists its product as uncharacterized. The transcript has 8 exons. Gene Ontology annotation, cellular component: membrane. NCBI's taxonomy places the organism in Eukaryota, Fungi, Ascomycota, Leotiomycetes, Thelebolales, Thelebolaceae. The coding region runs from base 1311 to 2876 and encodes 521 amino acids. Gene Ontology annotation, biological process: transmembrane transport. The record is from RefSeq and is a predicted model, not a curated record. Gene Ontology annotation, molecular function: transmembrane transporter activity.